AUUGCAACGCUAAAGUUGUUAAUUGUGUUAAACCAAUAAAACGUACUCGCACUCGUAGAUAUACGAAAUUCGCAAUUCGCAACUUGCAAUCUGCGAUAUCCGGUAUUAAAAGUGCAAAAGUUUCUGGUGCAACGAAAGGCGAAUCAAUAAAAUAACUUUAAUGGCGCAAUUUGUGGUCAUCUGGAGUAUAUUCCUGUGCGUUUCCUGCCUGUCGCUGAGCAAUGGCCAUGGCUAUGAGGUGGUGGCACAACAAGCCACUAAUGUGCCGGUGGUUAACAACAACAAUGUACUAGCAAGCGUGGGUGCGAGUGAAGGCGUUAAUGCUGGCAUGGAUGUGGGUAUGGCCGGGGGUGUAGGAGUGGAAGGAGUUGGCGGCAUAGACGAACAUGUUGUCGCACCUGUGGUGGACUCUGUUAAGCACGACGCACGCAUUUACCAUCCUGCAGCUGUAACCAAGCCGAGAAUCAUCGAACAAUAUGAUCAACGCUCAUUGGAUGGUCACUAUGAGUACAGAUAUGUACUCAGCAAUGGUGAUGCCCGAUAUGAGCGCGCCUAUUGGAUUCCUAAUGGUAAAAAUAUGGUACUUGCACGCAAGGGUUACUACUCUUACCCAAUGACAAACGAUAAAUACCUAACCGUCUUCUAUACAGCCGAUCAAAAUGGUUUCCGUCAGGAUUCAGCUACGUACAGCCGAUCUCAGCCGACGCUGCCACGCAACAUCGUAGUACCCGAAUAUGUCCCAUCAUCAUAUGUGCAUGUAGCGCCUGCGCCAGUAACGCAACGGCCUUCCAAUGCUCAUAUUUAUAUCUCGAGCACAACAAGAAGACCUCACCAACAUCCAACUGGUAAUCCAUUCAUUCAACUGUACCCAUCAUCAGCAGCUCAAGGCCCGGCACAUCACUUAAACGUCGGGAAACCAUCGCAAGGCCACCACUCACAUGUUCAACAUCCAUCCGUUCAUCAUCCUUCGGGAGUAGAUUCCCCAGUUGGCGGCCAACAUCCGUCGGGAUCGCACUCAUCAUCACUAAAUCACCAUGCAUCGGGUGUUCACACAUCGUCAGGAAUGCAUUCAACAUCUGGAGUUCACCACACGACAGUGGGGCAUCCAAGUGGAGUAUAUCCAUCAGUUCCAAGUCAAUCGUGGCACUCAUCAGGCGUUUAUAACUACGCGAAUGUUCCCUCAUCCGGCGCUCAUACGUCAUCAUCGAUGCACGGAGUCCCAUCGUCAUCUGGCGCAGUGCACUCUCCAUCUGAUAUUCAGAGCUCAUCGGGUGUUCACUCCCAAGCCGGAAUCCAUUCAUCAUCCGCAGUUCACUCUCCAUCUGUGGUAAAUCCUCAUCAACAAUCGGGAGUUUCUUCGCCUUCAUCUAAUGUUGACUCUUCGUCAGGAAUGCACUCGCAAGCAGGAAUCCACUCAUCCUCCGCAGUUCACUCGCCAUCGGAAGCGCACUCAUCAUCCGUUCAUCACUCCAGUGUACACCCAUCUGCACAACCACAUCCCGCUCAUCAACACCAGUCAUCAGCCCAUGCUUCCUCAGCUCACUCCUCCCCAGCAGCAGCACACGCGCCUGCUAAUACCCCUUCGGUACCAGUUCAAUCUUGGCACUAUAACUUUUAAAAUGCUCGAUUAUAGCCAUUUAAAAUGAUGGAGUCAUAAAACAGAUUUGGUUACGGUUUACGAUACGACAAAAUUUCAAAUGCUUUUAAUAAUGGAAAUAAAGAAAUGCCUUUUCGAUUCAAUGCUUGUUUGGUUAUAA
This is a messenger RNA of Rhagoletis zephyria (snowberry fruit fly), 1757 nucleotides long. Its product is annotated as segmentation protein paired-like. The record is from RefSeq and is a predicted model, not a curated record. Lineage: Eukaryota; Metazoa; Arthropoda; Insecta; Diptera; Tephritidae.